UGAUCUGACAAACGCCAUAGACUGUGAAUAGGGCAUGCUUUGUGUGUGCAAUAUGAUUUAUGUAUGUAUGUAUGUAUGUGGAAUGGAGGUCAAAACGUGCCGUAAACUCACUCCACAGCUAGUUUGAAUUGUUGCGCAUGGAGCCAAUCAAGAGGUGCAGGUUGGCUCAGGACAGCAACAUGGGCAGAAGCAACAGCACUACCUCGCGCAGUGUUCCAGUGGUGCUGUUGUGCCUUGGUGCUCUGCUAUUGGGCAAUGUGGUGAUCUACUUCUACCUGGACUCACUGCAGCAGAGUGGCGACGGCGACCCCCACCUGACUCCUCAUGGCGCGUGUCCGCCCCGUCACUUUAGGAUGGCCAACAUGAGGAACUGUUCGCCCUGGCUGGAGUGUCCACAAGUACGCACAGAGGUGCGCAAGUUGAAGAUGAUCGGCCAGGGAGCUGUUAAGCAGGUUUUCCUGUCUGAGUGGAAGGGUCACAAAGUAGCCCUGUCCAAGCUCUCCUCCCCGGAAUACCAGGAGGACUUCCUCCAUGGGCUCUCCAUGCUCCAGGCCCUCCAAGGGCCCCACGUGGUGGUGCUGGUAGGCCUGUGCUCAGAAGACCACACCCUGGUCACAGAGUACCAUCCGCUGGGCUCUCUGCUCAACCUGGUUGCCGUGCUGGCCCAGGAGAGGCACCGCGUACGGGAUACCUGGCAGACCCGCCUGCGGCUGGCACUGGACUACGUCUCCAUUCUCCAUUAUCUCCACACCAGCCCCGCCGGGACCAGAGUCAUGUGUGACUCGAACGACCUGGUGAAAACCCUGUCACAGUUCCUGCUGACCAGCGACUUCCACCUGGUGGUCAAUGACCUGGAUGCCCUGCCAGAGGUCGGGGCCCCUGCGGGCUCGCUAGUGAGAUGUGGCCACCGGGAGCUCACAGGGGAAUUUGUGGCCCCAGAGCAGCUGUGGCCCCACGGUGACGGCCAGCCAUUUGCCGAUGAGCUUAUGCCGGGGUAUGAUGAAAAAACAGAUAUUUGGAAGAUUCCAGAUGUUACAAGUUUCCUGAUGGGAAGGGUAGCGGGAGGUGACGUGGUCCACUUCCACCUCUUUCAGAUCAACGGGGAGUGUAAGAGAAGAGACCCUCAUCUUCGCCCCUCUGCAAUGGACGUCCUGAGCGUGUACAGAUCAGUCUAUGCUACCAUGAUGAGAGACAGUCCCGGUCCUGGUGCCUCCAGAGACAUGCUUUAAUCUCACUUUUUCUUUGUACUGAUAAGAAACUGGACUGUGUAAUAAAAAAUGAAAUAACUUUU
This is a messenger RNA of Salvelinus namaycush (lake trout), 1291 nucleotides long. It is a transcript of the gene pomk, whose product is annotated as protein O-mannose kinase. Gene Ontology annotation, cellular component: endoplasmic reticulum membrane. NCBI's taxonomy places the organism in Eukaryota, Metazoa, Chordata, Actinopteri, Salmoniformes, Salmonidae. The record is from RefSeq and is a predicted model, not a curated record. The transcript has 3 exons. The coding region runs from base 138 to 1229 and encodes 363 amino acids. Gene Ontology annotation, biological process: carbohydrate phosphorylation; protein phosphorylation; protein O-linked glycosylation. Gene Ontology annotation, molecular function: protein kinase activity; ATP binding; carbohydrate kinase activity.